Owenia fusiformis is the source of this 668-nucleotide messenger RNA. The record is from the annotation of a GenBank genome assembly. NCBI's taxonomy places the organism in Eukaryota, Metazoa, Annelida, Polychaeta, Sabellida, Oweniidae.
GUAUUAACAACUAUGUUCCACAGUUGAUGAUGGGGGUAGUUUGUGUGAUAUCAUACCCAAUGCCAGAUGGCAAGAGUGGUCAACAAGUUGUUAACAACCUGCAGGAGAGAGUCGAAAUGCUCGGGGCAGCCAAAACGGGAACAUUCAGUGUAGAUUGUGAGACAUAUCAUGCUACAGCAACUGGUGCUAACAGAAUGGUACACGUGCUUCACAACUCGCAGCAGCCAGCUUCCUGUUUCGCUAUAGUAGACACUGGAACGUGCCUUGUUGCUGACAACCUCUUCGAUCUCAUCAUGUUGAAACUCAAAAGUUAUUACGCUAGUCGUAAGAAUUCCAAAGUUGAGUCUAAAGGCCAGCGUUAUGAACUGCAGGACUUUGCGAUUAAAAUAGGAUCCGUUACUAUUGGUCAGACGAUGCAUUUUAAAGGAAUCUUAGUAGAGGUUGAAUACCUUCCAUGCAUGGUACCUGGUGAAUGUUGGCAUUUGAUGCAUGAAUUCAUGGAGGGCUUUAUGGGAAUAAAGAUUGACAAUCCACCAAGCUAUUUAAAGAGCAAAUUUGACAGUGUAUACACCCCUUCAGACACUGUACAACAAUAUUUAGAGUAUUUUAACAUUGCCAGAAAAGCUGUGGCUAGCACUGUAGCUGUAGCUACCAGCGCUGCAAGGUGA